Messenger RNA from Leptosia nina, 936 nucleotides. The record is from the annotation of a GenBank genome assembly. NCBI's taxonomy places the organism in Eukaryota, Metazoa, Arthropoda, Insecta, Lepidoptera, Pieridae.
AUGAAUCGGAAACAGGAUAGAUACUCCUCGCGGCCACGGAGCCUCACAUCACACUAUGGCUCCUCGCCGAGCAUGCUGGGUUCGAUGCUCGGGGGACAAUACAAUUCAUACGCCAAUAGCUAUUCUAACAGCUACAGUCCCAGUACAUAUAGAAACUACAAUCCCUACUCCGUCGGUUUGGGACGACCCACCAGUAGUCUAGGGAUAUACGGGGGCACGAGUUCGGGUUACGGUGGAGUGUAUUUGAGUAGUGCCACGUUGGGUUCGUUGAAUCUGAUGACGCCGGUGUUGAAGAAGUUGGACAAGAAGAUAUUGGCGAGUCAGAAGAAUUUCAAACCGAAACCGGUGCCUCCGGUGAAGGUGCCAGAGGUGGUGGAUGCACCAGAGGAGCCGCCCGUUAGACCGGAGAGGAAGUCACGAACGUUAAGCCGGAGUACAGCUCUUGAUAAGGAAAGAUCUAGGUCGUUAACAUCACUGGACAGUGUGAAUACGCUUAACACGCGAACCCUUAGCCUCAGCUCGCUCGCUUCAGAUGGGUAUAUUUCUGGUAGUGAACGAACGGAGGAUACAGAAGAAAAGGACUACAAGGCUCUAUACGAAGCAUCACAAAAUGAAGUUAGAAGAUUACGCUCUUUGCUGUCAACAUCCGAGCAACAGUUGCGUGACGCACGGGCAACUAUCACCAGACUCACACAAGUGAACCAAAACUCACUGUCGGAGAUAGAGAAACGUGAAAAGAGAGCGAUGGAAAGAAAACUCUCGGAAAUGGAAGAAGAAUUAAAGCAAUUGCAAAAGUUAAAAGCCGAGAACGAAAGGCUGAGAGCUGAAAAUCGUGCGCUUACGCGGGUCUAUCACCAAGCGCUGCAGGCUGAGAAUCAGCGCCUGAAAGACGAGAACGGCGCGCUGAUUAGGGUUAUCAGUAAAUUGUCCAAGUGA